GGCGGCUGCGGACACGGGUGGGCUGCGGGGAUUACGGGGUGGGGUGCUCCCGGGGUGCUCCAUCAUUUGUGAGACAACGCUUGGGCACUAGUGACAUGCUCCAUCAUUUUUGAGGUUCUCCGUCACUUGUCAGACAACGCUCUGUUGCUCCAUCACUUGUGAGGCAACGCUUGGUCACUAAUGGCACACUCCAUCACUCAUGAGAUGCUCCGUCACUUGCGAGACAAUGCUCUGUUGCUUUUGAGAUACUCCAUCACUUGUGAGAUUCUCCCUCACUUUCGUGACGACGCUCCAUCACUCGUGGAAUGCUCCAUCACUUGUCAGACAAUGCUCCAUUGCUCUUGAGAUGCUCCAUCACUUGUGAGACAAUGCUCCAUCGCUAAUGACACGCUCCAUCGCUCUUGAGAUGCUCCAUCACUUGUUUGACAACACUCCAUCACUUGCACGACGCUCCGUCACUCGUGAGACAACGCUCCACCACUUGUGAGACGCUCCAUCCCUUGUGAGAUAACACUGCAUCACUCGUGAGAUGCUCCACCACCCCUUGCAGACAGCCCUGCAGUCGCCACAGGGAAGGGAGAAGGGGCUGCGUGUCCCUGCCAAGGGACAAUGCUCCUGAUGUGAAGAUGUGGCCAGCCUCCUGGGAUAUGGUUUGCAGAGCAGCUGGUGCAGACAACUGGUGCUUCCCGGCUGCCUACCACGCUGGGGGAUGAUGGGGCCUGCUCUGGGCACUGACGUGUAUUUGGGAUGAUCUGAGCGAUAACAGAGUUUUUCAUCCGGCUGCCUGCAGCUCCCUCUGCACCACCCCUGCAGCCGCGGAGAGGGGGAUGGCCCUCGCGGGUCCCCUGGGUGCCGUGGGAAGUGCUGGCUCCUCGGCUGCGCGGAGGGAGUCGCACACGCCGCUGGGACCACUGGCAAGUCAUGGCUGCGCUCGGCAUGGGGCUGCGGCUCCCGCUGCGCCGCAGCGCCAGCUUCACCCCUGACCACCCUGCCCUCAUGGAGAUGCCUGGUCCCACCACCCUGAAGAUGGAAGCAAAUGUCCUUGUUAUGGGAGCGGACAAUGUGGGGAAAUCAGCUCUGACUGUGCGUUUCCUCACCCGGCGCUUUAUCGGGGAGUACGGAGACAUGGAAUUCAUUUACAGCCACAACCUAACUGUGGAUGGCCGAGAGAUUCUCUUCCACAUCUGGGAUGUCCCCAGUUCCCAGGAGCAGGCAGAGGAGGGUUCCUCGGAGGAGAAGCGAAUCCAGUGGGCAGACUGCUUUGUCCUGGUCUACAGCAUCUGCGAUCGCGCCAGCUUCAACAUCCUGCCCCUCAAAAUCCAGUUCAUCAAGGCAGCCAAGGAGGGGCAGAGCCAGGAGAAGGUGCCCAUCGUCAUUGUGGGCAACAAACGGGACCUGCACCACCAACGGGUGGUGUCCAGCGAGGAGGGUCGGCUCCUGGCCCUCUCUUUAGACUGUGGUUUCUAUGAGGUCUCUGCAGCUGAAGCUUAUCAUGGGGCCCUCAUGGUCUUCCACGGACUGGCUGAGCGCAUUCCUGACACCAAACUGGCGCUGAAAAAGGGGACGGGGAUUCGUGGCAUCGUCAAGACCAUGUCAGCUGUGUUUGCCCGUAAGCGAACGGAUUCACUCUGAGCUAUGGCAUGGGUGUUGCUUCUCUCUGCAGUGACCAGCUGGACCAAGCCUCCUCCCUGGAUGCCCAUGGAGAUGGUGUGCAUUUCCAUAAGUACAAUGGGUUCCUUGUUGUCCUCCUAACGUCGGGAUCUUGGUCUUCUGCCAUACACAGCCAGUGCAGCUGAGGACUGUAGUGCCUUCCUCUUGGCUCCAUGAUAGGACAGAGUCUCUACUCUUUGCUGUACCAGAUUUUUAGUUGCCUCCUGAGUUUUCCUUCCAUCCUCCAGUGCUGGAAACCACCAGGUGAUUUUUGCCACUACUCCAGGCAGCAUCAUCCCCAGCUCCUUUGGUGGAAGCUGCCUGGGUUGUCGAUGAGCAGGGAGGACAUGCUGCUUCUGCACAGCCACCUGGCUCCCUGUCCCCCUGCUCCUGCCCUGGGAUCCUUAUUCCUGUCUUCUCACUGGUAACCCUGGAGCACCCAUGAGCUGGCAAGAUGGGGGUUUCUCCACCAGGAAGCCGCACCAGCUGACUCCAGAGGACCUCAGUGAGGGCUGACGCCUCCCAUCCCACCCACUUUGCUUUUGAACUGCCCUGCUGGUGGUUCUUUCGCCUACAGCCUUUCAGUGAUUGCAGCAGUUUCCUUUGUGCAAGUGUCAUACGGGCCCUGCCUGGGAAAAUCCAGGCGCGUGGCUGGUUCCCAGGGUGGGGAUUGCACCGUCCGCCUUCCCAAGCUGCUCCUUCUGCAGAGCUGCGUGUCCCUAGGGAGGAGACGAGGUGGGGAAGGGGUCGCCAGGCUCAACGCUGAACGCUUGUGCUGCUGGGAGGAUUUUCACUGCCUAUUCCCAAACCUUUCCCCUGAUUUGCCUGGGAAAGCAGCAUGUUGGGCAUGUGUGUGCAGUACAGACAGUGAUUUCUCUGCUCUGUUCUGGAAAAGCAAUAAAUCAUCUUUGGCAGGAGGUCCCCA
Molecule: messenger RNA, 2575 nt
Organism: Columba livia (rock pigeon)
Lineage: Eukaryota; Metazoa; Chordata; Aves; Columbiformes; Columbidae
Product: ras-related and estrogen-regulated growth inhibitor-like protein
Exons: 4
Coding region: 922-1632 (236 amino acids)
Molecular function (GO): GTP binding; GTPase activity
Source: RefSeq, a predicted model, not a curated record